Messenger RNA from Zasmidium cellare ATCC 36951, 1149 nucleotides. RefSeq lists its product as uncharacterized. Gene Ontology annotation, biological process: ceramide biosynthetic process. The transcript has a single exon. The record is from RefSeq and is a predicted model, not a curated record. Gene Ontology annotation, molecular function: sphingolipid delta-4 desaturase activity. The coding region runs from base 1 to 1149 and encodes 382 amino acids. Gene Ontology annotation, cellular component: membrane. Lineage: Eukaryota; Fungi; Ascomycota; Dothideomycetes; Mycosphaerellales; Mycosphaerellaceae.
AUGCCGGCGUCAGUCACCAUCGCCACGACCGUAACGAGCAACAGAAGCGACGUCAAGAAGCCAGUGCAAGGACAGGAGAAAGAGCAGGUCUCGCCACAAGAUGACUUUUUUUGGACAUACACAGAAGAGCCGCACAGGACUCGGAGACAGGCCAUCAUAAAAGCACACCCAGAAGUCCUUAAGCUCUGCGGGCCGGAGCCAUUGACCAUACCAUUGGUGUUGGCCGUCGUGGGACUGCAGAUCUACUGUGCAUACGCUUUGCGAGAUUCCCCUGUUCUUUCAUGGCAGUACCUGCUCACGGCGUAUGUGAUUGGAGCGACGGCCAACCAGAACUUGUUCCUGGCUAUACAUGAGAUCUCGCAUAACCUGGCGUUCAAGUCACCACUGGCCAACAGGCUGUUUGCGAUUAUCGCGAAUCUUCCUAUUGGCAUUCCAUACUCAGCGUCCUUCAGACCGUAUCAUCUUACGCACCACAAGUCGCUUGGUGUGGAUGGUCUGGAUACGGAUCUUCCUACCGCCUUGGAGGCAUGGUUUCUGGACUCUGUUGGCGGUAAAGCCUUCUUCUGCACGUUCCAGAUCCUCUUCUAUGCGCUGCGGCCAAUGAUGGUAUACAAGUUGCCCUUGACUGGCAUCCAUGCAUUGAACAUUGCUGGUCAAGUGCUCUUCGACUAUGUCAUCGUCACGGCUUUUGGUGGCCGGGCGUUGGGAUACUUCAUCAUGAGCUCUUUCCUCGCUGGCUCACUCCAUCCAUGCGCCGGGCACUUCAUUGCAGAGCACUACGUUUUCUCGCAACACCAACGAUCUCUGGAAGCGAAGGCUUCGCCGUCUGCCAAACUCGCUCCUCCGCCUGAGACAUACUCAUACUACGGUAUUCUCAACAUUCUGACAUAUAACGUUGGACUGCACAACGAGCAUCACGACUUUCCAGCGAUUCCAUGGACGAGAUUGUGGAAGUUGAACCAAAUCGCCAAUGAGUUCUAUCGGGACUUGCCAUGCCACUACAGCUGGGUUGGCGUGAUUUGGCAGUUCAUUAUUGACAAGGAGGUCGGGCUGUGGUGUCGAGUGAAGAGGAAAGAAGGCGGACGGAAAGUUGGAGCAGGAUCCAACGACGAGAAGGCUCACGGGCAACCUGUGUCUGUUGUAGGCUGA